Molecule: messenger RNA, 729 nt
Organism: Auanema sp. JU1783
Lineage: Eukaryota; Metazoa; Nematoda; Chromadorea; Rhabditida; Rhabditidae
Source: the annotation of a GenBank genome assembly
AUGACUUCCACUGAAUACCCGAACGUUACAGUGACGACUUCUCCGGAAGAUUUAAGAUCUAAGCUGAAACAAUACAUUUUAGAUACUGUGAAACCUAUUCUCGAAUUUAAUGGACUCAUUUCAAUCGGAGUUUCAGGCGGUUCAAUGCCAACAGUGUUGUGUGACGUCUUUCGUUCUUUGGAGAAGUUUGACUGGCAUCGAAUUCGUAUUUUUAUGGUUGACGAGAGAGUUGUUCCUAUCAAUCAUGAAGAUAGUAACUGCCGUCUUUAUCUCGAGAAGUUGCCACAGCAGUUACAUCAGUAUGUAAUUCCGUUGGCUCUCUGUGAUACCUUACCUAGGACUGCUCAACAAUAUGAAACUGCACUCAGGCAACAUAUUAUGCCAGAACUCAUCGGAGGAUUGCCUCGUUUUGAUAUAUUGUUCCUAGGAAUGGGUCCCGACGGGCAUACCUGUAGCUUAUUCCCUGAUCAUCACUUACUCAAGGUUGAUUCAAAACCAUGGGUUCUUUAUAUCGACGAUUCACCAAAACCUCCUCCAGAAAGGGUAACACUUUCUCUUCACUGUCUCAACGCUGCUAAGAAUGUAGCAUUUAUAAUUUCCGGAGAAGAGAAAGCCGAUUUGACUAAGAGUGUUCUCGAUCGUGAUCCUUCUUACCCAGCAUCAUUAGUACAACCGUUGAACAAACAUUUGCGAUUUUUCCUGGAUAAAGGAGCUGCCAAAAAACUCUGA